CAAAUGACAAAGUAAACAAAAAUGGCCGACAGCGAGGGAAAGAGAUUAGAAAAAGAGAUCAAGGUGGAACAAAGACAAAGUUGAACUUCUUUUAUGCUUGUGGGAGGAAAAAUUGCCACAGCUUCGUGGUGUAAAACGUAAUUCUCACGUUUUUAAGGAUAUGUCUGUAGAAAUGGCCACAAAGUGGCAUGUAUAUUCCGCUAAUGAAAUUCGUGUGAAAAUACAUAAUUUGUCAAAUAAAUACAGAGAUGAGAGGAAAUCUAUUGGUCCUUCUGGCGGCAGCCCUUCGACAUGGGAAUUCUACCCUAAAAUAAAUAGUAUCCUAGGGAGCUAUAAAAGUUUCAAUUUGGAAACAUUGGUGGAGGAGAGCACAGUUCACGAAGUUGUAGACUGUGCAUCACCCCUUAACAGCUCUUCCAUUACGCUGGAUUCCCAGGAAGAAUUGCCGUUUGUAGACGAGGAACCUUUCUAGAAAAAGAAAAAAACAUACUUCAAAUAAUAUUCAAAAUGAAUUUUUGGAGGAAUUCCGGGCUUCAAAUAGAAAAAUUAAGGUUGAAAUUGAAGCAAUUAAAGAGGAUGGCAAGGAGGCCCCUGAAAUUGAAAGAGAAAGAAAUGCCAUCCUCGAAAAAUUCUUAGAAGCAUAUAACAACAUAUCCUUGAAAACGUGAGAAUUACGUUUGACACCACGAAGCAUAUAUCUAGUCCAG
Messenger RNA from Bactrocera tryoni, 707 nucleotides. RefSeq lists its product as uncharacterized. The coding region runs from base 161 to 472 and encodes 103 amino acids. NCBI's taxonomy places the organism in Eukaryota, Metazoa, Arthropoda, Insecta, Diptera, Tephritidae. The record is from RefSeq and is a predicted model, not a curated record. The transcript is spliced from 4 exons.